GGUCGCUUUACUGGCUGGGGAAAGGGAAAGGCGAGGGGGGAGGCAAGGAAGAUGUAGGUGAUGAGGGACAUGGAUGGCGAGAAGAGGGGGCUGCUGACAGGUUGGACAGAAAGGGAGAGAAAGAUGCGGGGAUGCAGGACCACGAGGCCGGGCGGGCCAUGAGGCGGGCCAUGAGCCGGGCCAUGAGCCAGGUCGAUCACGGGGGGCAGGCGCGCUGGGGGAAGCGGCUGGUGUUAGCGUCACCGCGUGAGUCAGGCAGGAGAGCUCGCACCGACCAGCCGCUUUCGGGAGGCCUCCGCACCGCCGCCGUCGCCACCGUCAGUCCGCUGCAGAUCGCCGCCCACGUCUGUGUCUCCCGCUGUCGCUCCGAGUGCACGCCCGCAAGCGCUCCUCUCCCGCAGGUGUACCUCUCCAAGGGCCACGUGCACCUGAUUCCCCUGGCUUCGUCCCCUGCUUCUCUCACACCGCUUCCCUCCGGCACCCCCUCCGUCAUGGACGCCGUCAGCACCGUCAGGCGGCUCCCCGAACACACCCGCCUCGCGCAAGUCCAGGCGCCGCCCGCUAAGGUCGACGGGUAUCCCGGCAAGAUCAGCCGAGAGCAGCAUGUGGCACACGUGUACGUUCCUGUGGGCGUGGCCGCACUGCUGCGUGAGUACCCGACGCUCGUGGCGCCCGCCGUCCACGCCUUCUGCAGGAGAGAUGUCAUCGAUAACAAGCAUGUCGCCUUCCCCGUCCCGUCCCUCUUUAAGGAGUCUCUUCCAUACUUUCGGAGGAGUCAUCGUGCAGGAUACGAGUAA
Penaeus vannamei (Pacific white shrimp) is the source of this 797-nucleotide messenger RNA. NCBI's taxonomy places the organism in Eukaryota, Metazoa, Arthropoda, Malacostraca, Decapoda, Penaeidae. The record is from RefSeq and is a predicted model, not a curated record.